This is a messenger RNA of Daphnia pulicaria, 2667 nucleotides long. RefSeq lists its product as uncharacterized. The record is from RefSeq and is a predicted model, not a curated record. Gene Ontology annotation, molecular function: GTP binding. Lineage: Eukaryota; Metazoa; Arthropoda; Branchiopoda; Diplostraca; Daphniidae. The coding region runs from base 263 to 2509 and encodes 748 amino acids. The transcript has 4 exons.
UACUUGGCAGUAGUCGGCGUCACGUGUGGGAAGCAUAAAGCAAGUCAGUUAAUGGAUUUAUAUUUCGUUUGUGCAGCGGAUAGAACAAACAAAAAUUCUUCUUCUGUGUUUUAAAAAGCUUAAACAAGUUAACUUGUUAAAAGUCUUCAUCGUGUGUGAAUCAGGUCGUGUGAGCAUGCACCUUCAACUUUCCUAAUGUGAAACUGCAAGGUCUUGUUAAUAAACUUGUCGAAAAAAAUCUCAACAAACUGUCAAUAAAACAAUGGAAGUUGAACCAGAAUCAGGAGACAUGAUUGUUUCUGCCUUGGGACAACCUUUAUUCCUUGGUGAUAUCUAUGAUGACUCAACCAACACUUUUACCAACCAAGGCGUCUUAAACAUGUGGCUUGAUUUGUUCCCAGAAAAAAAGAAAUGUGUUGAAUUGAAUCAGUGGAACAAGACUUACUUUCUACGCCAACCAGAAGCCUAUCAAUGGUUGCACCUUGGCGAAGACCAGCACACCACCUUGAGAAGCAACCAAUCUGUACUUUGGUUUUCUGAAUACAUCAACUACUCUCCCCCUCCUGGCUGGACUCAUGUCACAAUCCACUUUGGCUAUCGUGGAUGCAGAGUAUCUGUGGCAGAUGUUGACAUGUUGCCAACAAUGGUGAAUUCAGAAGCUGACCCUACAGCCUAUGUGGUAAAUGAGAUCCUGUACGGUGCAAACUGCCUUCUGAUCCUUGAAGAGCCAAUUGGCAUUGGUGAGACUGAAAAAUCAGCAAAAGAUCGCAUCUUUCUUCUUGCCAAGUGCCUAGCUGAAGGAUCGGAAGAUAGUGUCGAACUUUCAGAUUCCACUCGUUGCCGAUUUUACUCCGAUUUGCCUAGUGUACAACCGCUUACCGGGACUCUCAUUCAAUGCUUCAGCGAAAUUGAAGAAAUUAUGUUCCAGAUGCAGGAUUCUGAUUUGCAUAUUCCAAUAACAGCCACGCUAAUUCCUCUUUCAAUUGACGUUACAUCACCUUCCCCGUGCCUUGACCAGGCUUUUUACAUCUCGAUAAUGAUCCGAAAAAUCAUCUCUGCCAACACAAACGAUCUCUUCCGUCUGUUAGAGGAUCCUUUUGUUCAGCUGACCAAUCGAAUGCUUCCGUAUCUCAAGCACUUUCACAAAUGCCUUAAUCUACUCUCCAUUACCAACGAUACAACCGAAACCAUCGAUUGCUGGAAAGAUAAAGAAGAACGUGUCAUUUACCUCUGGCAAACCUACAUCGCCAACAAGAAAUUAACCGAAUGGCUCGGUCAACGCAAAAGGGGUCUGGCCAUUAUCAAGAGCCUUUUGAGCCACAUUAAUCUGCCCUUUCUGGCCAAAAAGGAGCUUCCCCAUUUGGUGGUUGGUCAGAUAAGAAAAGUCUUUAUGCUCAAAACGGUGAAACAAAAGGACCCGUUCCUGGAACAGUUUCACUUGGAUUUCGCUCAACUGGAGGAAUCACCAGAAUGGUCGUUUUUGGAGAUUGUCUUUUCCACAGAGGAUCACGUCGAUCAUGUAAGAAGUAAGUUGAUGGAAUUUGCUGCAGAUGACGGGCCGUCUGUCCAGCGCUUUAUUUCUACCUCGCCCCACCAUGAAGAUGCGCAAAUCGUCACCGAGUCUGUGGAAAUCUCAGAUGACGAUUUGACUAUUCGUGGAACUCUGUUGUUGAAACGAGGAAAUCCUUCCAUCUACCUCCUGCAAGCUGAAAACAGGAUCGACCUAGACCAAUUCCGGUGGUUCGAGUUGGGAUUUGAUUCGGGGAGAUCUACCCGCCAUCGUACACUGUUUCUUAUCGGGGCAUCUGGUAGCGGAAAGAGCACCCUGGUGGACAGUUUCAUCAACUACAUCCUCAAUGUUCAAUGGACCGACCCGUUCCGCUUUCGAGUCGAUCCUGAAAGCUACGACCAGCAGAGAAAGUUAGUAACAGCUUACAAAAUCCACUACGUUGACGGGAUGUCCAUUCCUCACUCUCUGACCAUCAUCGAUACUCCUGGAUACAACGGCGACGUGGAAUCGGACAUUGAAACAACUCAACUUAUCGUCGGAUUUCUAACUCACCCAAACUCUCGUCAAAUUUUUCGGACGAUUGACGCCAUCUGCGUAGUGGCCAAUUCGACCCAGAAAAUUGCGAGUACUGCUCAAGCCAACGUCGUCGAAGCUGUCAAAUUUCUCUUUGCAAACUGCGAUUAUGCCAGGAAAGUCCACUGGUAUUGUACGUUCGCCAGUAAUCCCAAGAAAUUGCCGUGUGUUUUGGAGACGAUCCCUUCUUGUAUUUUCCCCACGGACGUUCAUUACGAGUUUGAGAAUUCGAUCCUUUUUGCUCCGAAGCGCGUUCGAUCGCAGGAUGAAACCGAAGAUGACUACAUUCUUGAACAAACCUAUUGGGGCAAGGCCUGGAGCAAUCAUCGCUCAUUUUUCUCGCAAUGGAACUUGGACGAGCCCCUGCAGAUUAUUCCACCCACUCACAACGUCUCGAGAAAUUCUAUAUUCGCCGGUUCGUCGUAAUUAUCAAUUCCUUUGUUUUCGCCCUGGACAUUAUUAUUUCAAGUCUUGUUUGUUUGAAUAUGUUGCUGUUGAUCAAUUCGUUUUUGAUUAGAACUUUCGUGUUAGUUGGUGUUUCAACUCAGAAUGAAAUGUUGGAUUAAAAUGACUUUGAAAUCCAA